CGCAGCGCACGGAUUAACCAGUGGCAGUUUGGAAGCCAGUGUAGGAGCCCGCCUGCUGUGGUGCGCACGUGACCGCCGGCAGCGACACAGGAUUUGACUUCCAGCCACUAUGGCGGGGAGGCCCACCCCCGGCACUCACAGUCAUCCCCACGGCUACCACGGCAGGACCCCUGUUGUAGCAGCACCACCGACGACUCCCUGUCACACUCCUCCACCCGAUGAAGCUGCCAUCGCUCGCAUGCGGAGCCUUUCUAGCGCGGAGAGAAUCAGGAGGCUGUCGCAGGCAGUAAAAGAGGGAGCUGUGGAAGAUGUGCGGGUGUUGCUGGCGGCAGAUCCACAAAUGGAGAGCGACAAAUACAGCAAGAUCCUGCGCAGGGCAGCAGGCAAGGGACAUGUGGAGGUGGUGAGAUGCCUGCUUGAAAGUGGGGUGGAUGUGGACGCCAGGUCCGAAAAGCACACCACACCUAUGCACAGGGCUGCAUGGAAUGACCACGCAGCUGUGGUGCGGCUACUGGCAUCAUACGCUGCAGACCCCAAUGCCAUGAGUAAGAGUGGGAGGACGCCACUGCACUGCACUGCACAAAAUGGCUGCACUGAGGCAGCUGUUGCGCUGCUUGAGGUGGGAGCUCACAGGUCUGCCAGAGAUCAUGAGGGGUACACCCCCUUUGACAUAGCUAGGGAGUGCAACAAUGAGCAGAUCAUACACAUUCUAUCAAGAAGGUAACACUAUGAGGAUAUGUGGAGUAAAACAAAGCUCAACUACAUGACUUUGUUACCUUUUAAAUAAAAAGCAAUUACUUGUAUUUUUAUUCGUUCGUAUCUGUCAUUGUGUAACACGUACGACUUCUUCAGUUA
This is a messenger RNA of Schistocerca nitens (vagrant locust), 855 nucleotides long. RefSeq names its product ankyrin repeat domain-containing protein 54-like. The record is from RefSeq and is a predicted model, not a curated record. Bases 110 to 724 code for a protein of 204 amino acids. Lineage: Eukaryota; Metazoa; Arthropoda; Insecta; Orthoptera; Acrididae. The transcript is spliced from 3 exons. Gene Ontology annotation, molecular function: protein binding.